AUGGACGGCCAGCUGCAGACAGAAACGGAAACAGAAGGAACAGCGACAAGUGACAGAGAUAGGGAGGGAGAGGGAAAGAAAGGGGGUGGGUACCCUCGAGCCGUAUCCGCGGGCAAUGGGAGGUCGUGGAACAAGCAAGGACCAGGCGGCUGGCCGAACAGCGAAGCAGCAACAAAGGCAAGGCAAAGGCAAAAACGAAAGAAAAAGGCUAAAAAAGCAAAACGCGCUGGGCUUUCCAGUGCUGAGAGCGCUGUGACUUCGCCCGGUGCGACUCGACUCGAGCUGGCUUCGAGGUCUCUAAACUGUCGGUGGGGAUGGCUGGGCUGCCUGGUUGGGCGGAAAUCGAGUGACAGUUCGGCGUUGGUUCGUGUCGAAGCUGAUGCUGCCUUUGAAGCUCGCUCAGUCUCCGGUCUCAGCAGCUGGGCGACGAUGCGAGUCGAGGGUUUCUUUCUGCUGCGCCGCGCUAGCCAACGAACUUGUGCUAUUUUUGCUUCUUCUUCUGUCGCUGCUGGUUCUGCUGGUUCUGGUUCUGCUGUUCUCCGAUGCUUGACCGCAAGUUGGGUAUACGACAGGGCGAUGUGA
Messenger RNA from Nannizzia gypsea CBS 118893, 582 nucleotides. RefSeq lists its product as hypothetical. The record is from RefSeq and is a predicted model, not a curated record. The transcript is spliced from 2 exons. NCBI's taxonomy places the organism in Eukaryota, Fungi, Ascomycota, Eurotiomycetes, Onygenales, Arthrodermataceae. The coding region runs from base 1 to 582 and encodes 193 amino acids.